Messenger RNA from Conger conger (European conger), 3477 nucleotides. It is a transcript of the gene dync2i1, whose product is annotated as dynein 2 intermediate chain 1. The transcript is spliced from 22 exons. Bases 110 to 3340 code for a protein of 1076 amino acids. Gene Ontology annotation, cellular component: cytoplasmic dynein complex. Gene Ontology annotation, biological process: intraciliary transport. Gene Ontology annotation, molecular function: dynein light chain binding; dynein heavy chain binding. Lineage: Eukaryota; Metazoa; Chordata; Actinopteri; Anguilliformes; Congridae. The record is from RefSeq and is a predicted model, not a curated record.
AUUAUACAUUUUGCAGUCAUGGCGGUGGGCAAUGUAAACAUAACAUUAUAACUAGCAAGUUAUUUGGGUGGGGUUUUUAAAGAGAAUACGAAAUUAAAUUAGCUGACCGAUGCUCAGUGAAAAGAAACUUGCAAUGGAAGAUACCUGGAAAACAGGUGACUUGGAGAAGCACAUGAGGAGAGGAGUGUAUGAUGAAGACAAUAUGAGGAGAAAAGACAGAAGGAGAAGAGACGAGGAGGGGAAAAAGGACAGAAGCGGGGAUUCUGAACGACAGGACAGAGCUCACGAAAGGGAGGCACCCAGGGAGAGGGACAGACACAAAGAGAGAGAUUCCACUCGAGAAAGGACAAAGCCCAGAGACCCAGACAGGGACAAGGACCAAGACAGGCGGAGAGAGGAGAGGAGGGACGAGAGAGAAAGAGAGAGGAGAAGAGAGAGAGAGCACGUGGGAGAGAGGGACCGAGCAAGAGAAGGCAGCAGGCCCAGGGACAGAGAGCACGAGAGCAGGGAAAGACGUCACGAAAGAGUGGAAAAGGACAGCAGAGACAGGGAGAGAGAACGGAAGAGAGCAGAGUGGGACCAAGAGCGAGGGACAGAGAGGGAGAGAAAGAGGGAGCAGGGCAGAGAUGGAGACAGAGAGAGGGACCGGGAAAGAACCAGAGAAAGGGAGAGAGACAGAGAUAAAGACCGAGAUAGAGAGAAGGAUUAUGAGAAGAAAAGAGAGAAAGAAAGGCACAGGGACAGGGAGAGAGGCCACAGCUCCAAACAUGUGAAAGAAAUUAACGACUACAGGGAUGAACUGCAGGGAAAGUACCUUGAACAAAAGAGAGAAAACGAAAGAAGAGAAAGACAUGGAGAAAGAGAACAUUCCAGGCAGAAAGAGGACAAAGAGUACCAAGAACAACGACACAAAGAAAAAGAUGAGGGGGAGAGGAGACAUAGAGAAAGAGAAGAGCGCCAGUCCCGUGAGAGGCAGAGGCAUGAAGACAAACUGAGGGAUGAGGAGCGAGCGCGCAGACACGGGGAGCGCAGGGAGGAGGCCCACCGUCGCCUCUCCAGUGACACAGGCAACAGGCACGCCCGGUCACAUGACCGGCCGGAGAACAGGAGGCCCACGGAGGAAAGAGACAGAGAGAAUGGUCUGGCCAAAGUGACCCCUGAAGCACGUUUGCACUCUGGGAGUGAAAAGGGCGAUAGAGAGCCGAAAGAAACCAAGGUUGAAAAGGAGGAGGGUGAGGUUGAGAAAGCGGAGGGACAGGAGGAUGGUGAUGGGGCUGAAUACUAUGAGGAGGACUUUGAGGACUAUGAGGAUGAUUUUGAAGAGGCUGAUGAGAGCGAGGGGGAGGGGGAAGAUGAUGAUGGGGAGAAGACUGAAGAGGGAAAUAAGGAGGAGCUGUCCCCACAGAAAAGGCGGGAAAUUGAGGAAAUCCGGAGAGCCAUGAAUGCAGAAAAUGAAAGAGUGGGUUCUUCUCAGCCUCAUACGCGGGACGAGUCUCAAAUGUCAAAAAGUCGUUCUGAUGUUCCUCAAAGCAAAAGGACUCAACAUGGGAGGUUUAUAGACUUUGUAGCAGCCAAGCAUAGGGAAGUUGGCAAGAAGAUAGCCAGCAAGCAAAAGAAACGCAGCAUAGAGUUGCUCCGAUUGAUUGAUCUGGACUUUUCCGUCACGUUUCCUCUGCUGGACCUGCCUCCCGUGAAUGAAUAUGACAUGUAUAUUAAAAGCUUUGGGACAACAAACACUAAACAGGCGUAUGUGCAGUGUAAUGAAGACAACACGGACAGAGACAUUCAGACGGAGGAGAUUGAGGCUGAUGACAAGUGGACACAGCACCCGGGGGACAGCAGAACUGUCUGUGGAGGUCCAAAACUCACCAUUGAGGCCUCUGAUGAAUCCAUGGCCAAGAUGAAUAUAGAUUCCAAACGACUGGCAGAAUUUCUGCUCUCAGCCUCUCAGGUGGUAGCCGUCCUGUUGGAAGAGGACAGAGCUGAAAGGCAUUCCCUGAGGAAGCUGAAAUCCCAGGCACACAGUUUGACCUGCAGCGACGGGUGUCUGACGCUCAACACUAACCUGCCGUUUCUGCAUGGCCGGGAGGUGAGCCUGAUCGGCUUCUCCCACGUCCAGAGGCAGACGCUGCUCUCUGUCCACAGUCCUGCCUCCAGGCCCGGCGCCGUCCGCCUGGACAGCAAGACCGUCCUCUGCGUCUGGAACAUCUGGGAGCCCUCCAGUCCUCGCCAGGUCCUUGUCUACGAAUCGGAGGUGCUCUGCUGCUGCUUCAGCCCCGGUAAGGCCUCGCUGGUGUUGGCCGGCACUGCCGUGGGCUCCGUGGUGGUGUGGGACCUGCGGGAGCACUCCAGCCUACACCAGACCGUAACCAUAGGAGACCGCGACUGGACGCUCCGCUGCCCUACCUUCUCCACCGACGCCGUGUUGUCGCCGUUGGGUCACUCCACCUCUGUGAGGUCAGUGGAGCCCGUCCCUGUCGCCGUGGUGACUGAGGGCGUGAGGCCAGAGCUCUCUCUGCUCUCAUCACGCCAAGAGUCCUCAGGACUGUCUUUCCAGUUAGCAUCUCUGGAUGAAAGUGGAGUGAUGAAUAUGUGGGUCGUAGUAGAACUCCAGAAGGCUGACCAAGCGGGUUCCCAGACUGACUUGGGUCUCAAACCAGGGGGGAAAGUUAAGCUGCUUCACAGCUCUACACUUACCACCAAUGAGAGCAGGUCAUCCCAGAGAGACGCAGUGAAGACAGGCCCCCUUCACACUCUGCUGUUGAAGUUCUUCCCCUCCGAUUCCAACCAUUUCUUCAUUGGUACCGACAUGGGUGUAGUGACUCAUGGAACCAGGCACGGGGGUAAGAUUCCCCCAAAGUUCUACAGGCCAUUGGAGGACGGACUCCGACCCGUCUGCAUCACUGCCCUGGACGUCUCUCCAUUUGGAGAACCUCUUUUCUUGGUGGGCUGUGCUGACGGCAGUGUCAGACUGCACUCUGUGAGCAGCGAGCAGCCAGUGAUGGAGUGGAGCAGCAGUACAGGAGGGGAGCCGGUGGUCUCGGUCCAGUGGGCUCUCACUCGGCCCGCCGUCUUCUGCGUCCUAGACGCCGCGUCUAACCUGCACCUGUGGGACCUACUGGAGAAGGACUACGAGCCGCUGACCACCCAGAAGCUCCACUCCGGCAGGGUAACCACAAUGGCUGUAUUCGGUGACCCGGACAAGCCAAGCACGUUAUCAGGAGUGUGUCUGGCAAAGGAGUCCGGGGAAAUUGAAAUUCAGUACUUCAGUAAGAAGUGGGCAGUGCCUGCCCAUGCAGAGCUAGAUACAAUUCAUAACAUACUGAAUGAGGCUUUCUGAAAUACGCCACUUGCGCUUUUGGAUAUUUUUCAAAAUUGUAAUCUUAGUUUAGAAAAAAAGAAAAAAGAAAGUACUAGAUCACACACCUUGCACAAUCUAGUUUAAUAACUGGAAUAAAAAGUAGAAUUUUGACUGUC